Molecule: messenger RNA, 4522 nt
Organism: Cavia porcellus (domestic guinea pig)
Lineage: Eukaryota; Metazoa; Chordata; Mammalia; Rodentia; Caviidae
Gene: Fam131b
Product: family with sequence similarity 131 member B
Exons: 6
Coding region: 4-1545 (513 amino acids)
Source: RefSeq, a predicted model, not a curated record
UCCAUGGAGACCCCCCUCCACCCCUUUUUUUCCUCUCUUGCCCUCCUCCUCCCUGCCCCCCAAGCCUCUGACUCAGCUCUGCCUCUUCCUCAAAGGCCAUCUCCCCUCCCUCCCCUCUCUCCCACUCUGCCCUCCCCAUCUUCCUUCCCAGAGACCGGUCCUGGUUUGUCCCAUUCUCAGUGUCCAUGUCCGUAUGUCCAUCUUUCCUCCAUGCCCCAGCAGCUGACCUAUCUCAUCCUCCUCAAAGACCCUGUCUUUGCAGGGGACCCUACAUCUCACAAUCCCAUGAACUAUUCCACCGCCUUACACCAGCUUACAACCUGUGUUGCUGCAUGCCAAAUGCCUCUUCGUGCCCAAGACUGGGUUCCAUGCACCCCUCCCCAAGAAGUGACCUGCACCCACAACUUGGUCAGAAAAUUUCAUGUGCAUGGAGGAUCUGUGAGGGCAGGUGGUGCAAGCAACCAUGUGAUGCUAGAAUCUUGCUUCAAACACCUGAGCAGCUCUUUCCCCCAGAUUUUACCAGGGAAUGAGGUGAUUGCAGUGGACUGGAAGGGCCUGAAGGAUGUGGAUCAGAUCAACAUGGACAGCACCAGCUCACUGCAUGGGAGCAGCCUCCACCGGCCUUCCACGGAGCUCUCCAUGGAAGAUACCACUUCCAUCCUUCCGAAGCUUAAGCGAAACUCUAAUGCCUAUGGCAUUGGGGCCCUGGCCAAGUCAUCAUUCUCAGGGAUCUCAAGAAGCAUGAAGGACCAUGUGACAAAGCCGACUGCCAUGGGACAAGGACGAGUGGCUCACAUGAUUGAGUGGCAGGGUUGGGGGAAGACCCCGACCAUUCAGCCACAACACAGCCACGAGGCAGUGCGCAGGGAUACAGAUGCCUACUCGGACCUCAGCGACGGCGAGAAGGAGGCGCGUUUCCUAGCAGGUGUCAUGGAACAGUUUGCUAUUUCUGAGGCCACUCUGAUGGCCUGGUCUUCCAUGGAUGGUGAGGACAUGAGUGUCAACUCUGCCCAGGAGCAAUCAUUGGGCUGCAACUACAGUGACAACUACCAGGAGUUGAUGGAGAGUCAGGACGCCCUAGCCCAAGCGCCCAUGGAUGGCUGGCCCCACUCCUAUGUGUCCCAGGGCAUGUACUGUCUGGGGUCAUCGGAUGCCUGGGAAGCAAGCGACCAGUCCCUUAUUGCCUCUCCGGCCACAGGAUCCUAUCUUGGCCCUGCAUUUGGUGACUCACAGCCCAGCCUGCACGACAUGGGGCCUUCCCAGCCUGCUUCAGGGUACUCUGCUCAGGAGCCUCCAGCUUUGCUGGGAGGAGAAACUGACUGGGCACCAGGGGGCAGUGGGGUGGACCUGGCCAGAGGCCCUGCUGAGGAUGAGAAGAGGCCAUUAGCCCCUGAAGAGGAAGAGGAUGCUGGAUGCCGGGACCUGGAAUCUCUUUCCCCGCGAGAAGAUCCUGAAAUGUCCACUGCUCUCAGCCGGAAGGUGUCUGACGUCACAUCCUCAGGUGUGCAGUCCUUUGAUGAGGAGGAGGGCGAGGCCAACAACUAGUUUUCUUUCUCCCUUCUCUUACCCGAGGGCAUGGCUGCAACCCAUACCCUCCCUUGCCUCAAAGCACAGCUGAGCUGGGCAGACGACAGUGGGGAACCUGGGAGCUUCCAGCUCUUACUUGCAAAGUAGAGGACCAAUAAGGCAUACACUCAAACCACAGGUCCAGAACUGAGACCCAGGCCGCCAGAUGGCUGUGGGAGACGAGCUGCAGCUACAGGUUUCUGGGUCUGUCCCGUGAGCGUCGUCGUGGGGACAGCAGGGCAGAGUGACCAUGUUGGAGACUGGAUCUUAUUUCUACACUCCCUGAUUUCAUCUUCCAGGAGCCUUGGCUGUGCUGUUUGAAUGCCUCCUUUUUCCAUUUCACAACUGCUUUUCCUGACUCUGUUUUCUCUGGCUUGAGGAGCAGACCUCAGGAGCUGUUGGAAGUAGCUUGAGGUGCACAGUGGAGUGGCCUGAAAGGCAUGUUUGUGUCCAGGUGGAUGGACCGUCUGCCCUCUGUGGGGAAUUUGGCUCCUGAUCACAGGAGCUGGACCUGACAGCUGGGGGCCAUGCAGAUUCUUUAUCUCAAGGUCUGCCCAGAGACAAGGAGGUCACUAGCGAGACCAAGAACAAAUGUGGCUCCUUGUUCUGGGCUCUUGAACAUCCUGGCUGCAAGGAGAAUUCUAAAGAGCAGAGAAAAGACUCACCUGGGGCUGGCUGCUUCCGCUCUGGCUUCCCUUCUGCCUUCUUCUUCCAUCCUGCUCUGGGAGCCCAGCCCUGAGGAGGGGGAACAGAUGCCAGUCUCAAGAUACGCUGACACAGGAGGCAGUGUCCCUACCAGUGGGGGGAGCAUGAGGGCUGGGUCUCCCCCUGACCACCCCUAAUUCUCUGGAGCUGUUUACACUUUUCUCUUUGCCUUUUCUACAUUUUUAUAACUUCUUGGGGACUCAGGGUUGAGCAGGGUGGAGGGAGGAUUCCGGUGCUGUCUUUGCCCCGGCUGGGCUGGGCUGGUGGCCGUGGGCCAGGGUGGGCUCUGGCUCCUUCUGCCCCUUUGUUAGCUCUUCCCAGGACUCCCGAGAUGGCCUCCCAGGUGUCCUGCAUCUGUCCCCAGGCCACCUGCUGGAGGAAGAGGGGAGAACCAGUGCAUUCUUCCUUCCUGGACAAGUUUGCCAGGAGGCACAGGUUGCCCAGUCGUGCUGUCUCCGCUCGGCUUUGAAAUGAAACAUGGGGUCAUGGAGCAGCAAGCAAGCCCAGCAUGUACUUGAGGGUUGGGAGCAGGACUGGAGUAAAGCUGGGGAGCACCUCACCCCUACCACUGCCUGCACCAGCCCCUGGCAUGGGUGCAGUGUGAGUUGAAGAAGCUCCUUGCCCUGUUCCCUCUUUCCUCAUGCUCCUCUAAGCUCCUGCUCCUGCUCCAAGGCCUGAGUCCUACUCCACUCUGUCAGGGUCCUAUUACUUGAUCCUCUGCCACCACGGGAGCACUGUUGUCCUCUCCCAAGCCCUGGGUGCAAGCUACACCCCCACACUGGCUUUGGAAUGAGCGGGUGGAGAGUUAGGGUGCUUCUGUUCAUCUGUGACCCUGCCCCUCAGCAAGUUCGUACUCUCCCAUGCUCAGGAGGUGCUGCAGGGCAGUGAUCUGGGUUCAGGAAGGGUGUGGCUGGCUAUCCUGAGGUUGGCUGUUGUAGGAAACAAGAGAAGGUGUGAUGAGCCAAGGUAGGUGGACAGUCCUUGACUUGAUCUGCACUACCUGAAUGGGAGAAGAUACCUCUGGGUUUUUUUCACGUGUUUUUACUCAACAUACCGACACUUUACUUCAAGGAAGUUUGGGGAGGGCCAGUGUACCAACUUGGCUGCUGGCCCUGACUCUAGAACUCCUGCCCUGGGCCCCUGGGGUUUUGCAUGCUUACUCUACCUUUCUGCCACUGGCUCCCUUUCCUCACCUUGCCCAUUCUCUCAGUGCAUCACUCCUUUCUGUCUCUCCCCCAAUGCCCUCAGGUCUUAGUGGACUGCAUCCAGGGAGUAGGUUCAUUCAUUACAGUUCCUUUGUGCUCAGGGCCCUGAGGAGUUGGGACAGGUAGACUAAAGCAGUUUUCUUUCCUUCCUUCCUUUCCCAAGAAAGCCAAAUGGUCCCUGGUGAGAGAUGGCUAAAGAUCAGAAGGCACCUGGUAGGGUUCUCACAGAACAGGGACUGGGUGUCCUGAAGCUGCUGGCACUUGCCUGUGAGGUGGGGGAUGUCUGCCUUUGGCUAGAAACCCUGCCCCAUUCUGAAGAGGAAAACAGGUGUUGGGGGACAGCUAUGAACUCUGGCAGAGGAACUGCCUCUGGUCUUGGGGCAGGAUGCAUGGGGACUGCUUUUAACCUAUUAUAGGGGGGUGGGAGGGGCAUGUGCAGGAAGAAGCUAUUGGGCGGUGGGGAAGGGUUGCUUUUCCUUUGGGGUUAAAGGCUGUGCAGCACGUUUUACAGCAGCUCCGGAGCAGGGCUGUUUUAUCUUCUUGUGAAUGAAACUGCUCUUGCUCAAUGAUUUUUUAGGGGGGGGUGCACUUUCAUUUUCAAUCAACUUUAUUAAAUGGAAAUCCAAACCUUCCAUUCCUCCUCUUCCACUGACCCUCUACCACCCCCACCUUUCUUACCCUUGUCUUGAGGAGGGAUCUUGGGGAGUGAGUUUAUUAUCAUCUUUGCCCACCCCCAUAUGCCUCUCAUUCCAUCUUCCAGCUCUGAGAAAUUCCCAUUUUUAUGGCCAGUCUUCGCAUGUUUUCUUAAUGUGAUAUUCCCACCCCAGGCCUGAGAGAGAUUCUAUGACAUAUAUUACAGAGAGAAUUGUAUAAAUAUAUAUAAAUACUAUAGAUUAUAUACACAUGGGCAUGGGCUUGAUGCCCUCUGCCAACCCCCCUACCCAGGCCUUGGCAUCUCUCUCUCUUGGCCUGGGGAGGUGGAAGGGAUGCGAUGCUGGGGAGGACCAGAGGCUGUGUUCAGUGACACUAAACAGAAUGUGGUGGCA